CAGCUACAAUGGCCAAGAAACUUUACUUCACCGAGCAAGAGCUCGCUAAUAUUCAGCUCGCUGAGCGCAUCUCUUCGGUGUUCUCUAUUCUAGGCUGUUUUUUCGUCAUUGUAACGUUUUCUUCGAUGAAGAUCUUCCGCAAGCCGAUCAACAGAUUGGUCUUCUUCGCUACCUUUGGCAACCUCGUUACGAACUUAGCCACUCUAAUCUCACGCUCUAGCAUCUUGACUGGUCAAAAUUCAUCGCUCUGCCAGUUUCAAGCCUUCAUUAUCCAAAUGUUCAUGCCUGCUGACGCUCUCUGGAUGUUUUCUAUGGCUUUGAAUGUGUUCCUCACGUUCUUCUAUCAGUAUGGUCCAACGGAAUUCCUGGCUCUCGAGAAAUAUUACCUCGUCUUCAACUAUGGAGUUCCGGCUAUUCCAUCAAUCGUAUUUGUGCUGCUUCAAACUGAGGAGCGUGGUCGUGUUUUUGGGAAUGCUACACUCUGGUGCUGGGUGACCGUCAAAUGGAACUUUCUCCGUAUUGCCACCUUCUAUGGCCCCGUCUGGGUUGUCCUUCUUUCCACGAUGACUAUUUACAUCCUUGUGGGCAGAAUUGUCUUCCGAAACCGAGCCCGCUUCAAUGAAUUAACCGCCCAAGCCUCCAGGAACCAAGCUUCUAUGGCCGCCUCCAUUGUUGGCAGUCCUUCCGUCUUAGAGGAGGGCCAUAUUGCGGUCACCACCGAUAUCAACGUCACUUCGGACGCAGCUAACUCCGUCGAGCGCGAGGAAUACAAGAAAGGUAAAUCCACUGCCAAGGUCAAGGCCAAGAAGGAGAAGAAGGAGGUGUCCAGUGCCGACCGCGCCGCCUGGGUCUAUCUCAAGUGUGCCCUGAUGUUUUUCACCGCUAUGAUCGUUACUUGGGUCCCGGCCACCGCCAACCGCAUUGCGACAUUAGUUAAUCCAGCCUUGGUGUCGUACGAGCUUAACAUCGCGGAGGCUGUUCUUCUGCCUCUUCAGGGUUUCUUCAAUGCCUGCAUCUACAUCGGCAUCUCAACUGAUGCAUGCAAUUAUCUGCGCGCCCACUGCAGACGUGUCUUCAAACAGAUCUUCAUCAACCCAUGGAAUCAUGCUUUUGGUCUCCCAAUCACGAUCCCUCACAACAACAUCCCACCAUAUGUUGAAGGUGCCCCAACCCCAGGUUCCCGUUCGCGCAAGAACAAGAAGAAGAAGUCAUCCCCGUACGACUUGCAUGACAUGGAUCCAAAACGCCCUGGCAAGGCUGUUGUCAAGCCUAUCCAGCCCGAGGAGUUGGAGCAUUACCAUCGUCUGCGCGAGGAGCUCCGAAUCUCACCAGAGCCCGGACCCAUCACCUAUAACUACAUGGCUGCAGACAUUGAGGAAUACGAGCGUCGUCGCAAGGCGCUUAUGAUUUCGCAGCAGCAGGCUAGAUCCACGGGUAGCAGCAGCAACAACUAAGCUGCCAGCUCGACCACGCACUCACUCUAUUCGUGCCGCAUCUUGUUUCACUCCGGUAUUUUCUCGACUGUUCAGAUUCCAACAAAGCAUGUCCAUGGCAAAGAUAGUGUUCCUCGUGUGUGGUCCUUUGAUCCGACCUCCACAUGCCUAACUCAUUACUUCGAGUUCACGUAUCUAGCGUCGGUGUUCUUCCGUAUGUCUUCGAUUGUUACUUUUUUUUUCAGGCCCCCGUGUCUCCUUUCAAACCCCCUUACUACCCGGGUUCGACGCGAUGCGGGUGCAGCUCCGAGCUGCCGGUCUGCCAAUAUAUCUUAUGUUCACUUCGUAUCCAGAUCCUUCUUUUCCCGUGCUUCUCCUCCUUUGGGAUGCGCGUGGGUCUGGAUGAAGACUUGCCCGCCUAUGGGUAUUGUUCUUCUUUUGUUUCGUUUGUUUGUUUGUCGGCAUGAGUGCCUGGCGUGGUGUUUCGGAUGGGCUGGUAUCGGACUUUCAACUUCUUCAUUUCGUGAUGGCGCCUGGUACUGGGUGUUAGUGGGCAAAUAUCAUGGGAGGGUGUUUGGGAUGGUUUUCAGACUCUGGUGAUGGCG
Pseudogymnoascus verrucosus is the source of this 2038-nucleotide messenger RNA. RefSeq lists its product as uncharacterized. Gene Ontology annotation, molecular function: G protein-coupled receptor activity. Gene Ontology annotation, cellular component: plasma membrane. The coding region runs from base 9 to 1454 and encodes 481 amino acids. NCBI's taxonomy places the organism in Eukaryota, Fungi, Ascomycota, Leotiomycetes, Thelebolales, Thelebolaceae. Gene Ontology annotation, biological process: cell surface receptor signaling pathway; adenylate cyclase-activating G protein-coupled receptor signaling pathway. The record is from RefSeq and is a predicted model, not a curated record. The transcript is spliced from 5 exons.